AUGACGACGCUAACCGGCCUCGUCGCAAAGGGCUGUUCGUAUUUCCCUCCUCCCCGUCUCGUCAGCAGCGGUAGUCCAUCUGUGUCCGCAGUCGCCCACGACGUCGCAGCAGCUAUCGAGGGAGCCAUCAUCUGGGGGCGCAGCAGCGGCCGUGCCGAUCUGAUCCUGUCGUCGCCGGGGGAAGCCGCAGCAGUGAUGAUCGACUCCCAAGUCCGCCUCCUCGCUCUCGUGAUGAGAAGAUUGCAUCUGGGAUUUGAGAGGGGGUGGUUUGGCCCGUGGGGGUGA
Messenger RNA from Pyricularia oryzae 70-15, 285 nucleotides. RefSeq lists its product as uncharacterized. The record is from RefSeq and is a predicted model, not a curated record. The transcript is spliced from 2 exons. NCBI's taxonomy places the organism in Eukaryota, Fungi, Ascomycota, Sordariomycetes, Magnaporthales, Pyriculariaceae. Bases 1 to 285 code for a protein of 94 amino acids.